Klebsormidium nitens is the source of this 495-nucleotide messenger RNA. Lineage: Eukaryota; Viridiplantae; Streptophyta; Klebsormidiophyceae; Klebsormidiales; Klebsormidiaceae. The record is from the annotation of a GenBank genome assembly.
AUGUUAUGGUCCGAAGGUGUUAAGCGCGCCGCGGACGCUUUGCAGCCGAACGGCCGCCAAAAUGUCGAACAGCUGAUCUUGGGGCUGGACCACCUGACGGAGCCAGUCACCGAGAACGCGGCUAAGCCCGCCGCGGACGCUCUGCCAUCGGACGGCCGCCAGAAGGUGGAGGAGCUGAUCUCGGGGAUGGGCCACCUGAGCGCGCGCGAGCGCAACCAGCUGAAGCGCAAGGCCAAGGCGCAGGCGCGCGGCCGCGAGGCUGCUUACGUCAGCAGGGAGGAGGAGGGGCCCGCGGCCAAGAAGCAGCACGCCAGCAAGACCGUCGUCACGGAGCAGCCGCAGGACGGGAACAAGGCAUCUUCUGGAUACGAGAUUGCCGCUUCGUUUCAAAGCACUCUCCCCUUGUGGUGGUUGAGGCUGUCGCUGACGAGGACGCGGACGAGGACGACUCUGCGGGCGCGUGGCCUUUCUUCAGCUUCUGCGACCGCCUCCUGA